AUGAUUAACUUACUUGCCCAAUACAACGUCGACGACCACACAAUAUCUCCACUCCCCCCACCCGCCGGAAAUCGUUUUGGAUUUUUCCUCGAGGAGGGCGUCGAUCAAAUUUCAAAGUGUGAGACACUUACCCCUUCCCAAAUACAGCACGAAGAGACCCGAGCAGUGAAGUGGAAACGGAUGCUCGAGACUUGGAAACAGAAUGGGUCCAUUCCCAAAAAGUUGAAGUCGCGAGUAUACAAAGGGGUUCCAUUACCGUCACGAGCUGACUAUUGGAAGUUAGUAACAAAGCAAUAUGUACUCGAAGAGAAUGACGAGAACAUAGAUCAAUUGUUUUAUAACAUCGAGUCCAUUGCAGACGACGUCCAAAUUGAUUUGGACGUGAAGCGCACAUUAGGGUUGCACUACUUGUUUCAAACUGACUUUAAAAUGGGCAGAAGAGAGCUCUUUUUGAUUUUACGAGCGAUAUCACAGAAAAACAAUGACUUGGGAUAUACACAAGGAAUGAGUGAUUUCGCUGGAAUCCUCUUUUCGAUAUUGAAAGAGCGGUUGGCGACUUAUAAGAUGAUGGAAAUGAUUUUGAAUAACCCGAAGUAUAAUUUGAAGCCAUGCCUCCAAGUGGGCUUUCCUGGGCUGAUAGAAUUGGGAAAGAUCAACGACUUGAUGCUGAAAAACAUUCACCACACGUCAUAUCGGCAUUUAGUAGCUUUGGGAUAUUUGGACUUGGACAUCCACGUCUACAUGUUUGAUUGGUAUAUGGUCUGGUUCUCGCGAAUCUUACCGUGCGACUUUCUCUAUGCGGUUUUCGACUUUUGUUUGUUAGACGGAUAUAAAGCGAUGUUCACGAUUGCGAACGCAAUUGUCCAUUACUUGAAACAUCACAUCCUAGAGUGCGACGAUAUCUACAUUGCGAUGCAACUCCUCAAAGCUCCCGCAGACAAGUUAUUACAAGAAGUUAAAUGCUCGACAUUUGUUGCAUAUUGCAGAGGACACAAAGUCACACAGAAAAUGAUCGAUAAAUGGAAGAGCGCAAAGUGA
Molecule: messenger RNA, 1038 nt
Organism: Entamoeba invadens IP1
Lineage: Eukaryota; Evosea; Mastigamoebida; Endamoebidae
Exons: 2
Coding region: 1-1038 (345 amino acids)
Source: RefSeq, a predicted model, not a curated record